CUUCGAUUCUCACCUCCCUGUUCCAACUCUUGUUAUCUUUGUCGUCUGCUAGCGAGCCUGUCGUAAUGUGGAGUGCACGGCGAAUGUCGUUGAACCUCUUCAGCGUGAACGAGAUUAAUCUGUGCAGUGGAGUGCGAAGGAGAAAAGAAAAAAAAAGGAGUAAGGGUAGAACAUUGUUAAGACUGAUAUUCCAUAUUUACGACCAUGUUGGUAACAAUGUCACACGACGAAGGGAAAACGUCAUAGCACAUUAACCUCCACCUAACUGAACAUGUUGUGAUUGAGUUGUAUGGAAAAAUUCCACCGAGAUGGCAAAUAAUUUUGAUGAAAUACUUUUAUUUUUUUAACUAAAAAUAUCUUUCAUGAUACUUUAACAUUUUGAAAAAAAAGUUCAAAUAAUUUAAGCGCCAUCUGGCUAAAGAAACUAUUCUACCAUGUGGACACACGCACUCACACAUUUGUAUUUAAAGUGAAAUCGCAUAUUAAGUCGAUUACGACAAUCUUUGACUGUAUGUAACAAAGGACAACCUGAGUGCCUCUAUUCAGAUCUUUCAUUAAAAAAAAAAAAAAGUCAUUUACGCGGAACGCAUUCCCGAAGCAAGGGCUGCCGAUGUCAUGGACCCCUGAUGCAGAUGAUGCUUGCUUGCAAAGUACUGUCUGUUCUGUUGGUGUAUCAGUAUGUGCUUGCUGAGUCAGGCCAAUUGUCCGACUUAAGAGGAAGAUACAGGAGAUGGUUAAAGGCAACACCAAAAAAUGCUGAAUCUAGACCGGACUUCACAUGGGCCAGCAGCAACAUGAAAAAAACUGUGAGUGUGUCAGAACACUCGACUAUAAUACUUCCAUGCGAUGUACACACUUCAAAUAAGGAUGCUGUCAAAGAGAUCAGCUGGUUCAAGGAUGGAAAAAGCAUUCCCAAGUUGCCACAAUUUAAAAUAAAGGACAUGGAACUAAGAAUCGAUUACUUGUCUGAGAGAGACAGUGGUAACUACACCUGUCAUGUUGUUGGACUAAAUACUCAACUUUCCUGGACUUACCAGGUUGUUGUUACCAAAGGAAAACCAUCACAUGUUCCUUUCAUCACAAAUGGUCCCAAAAACACAACAGUGAAGGUUGGGGAGAAAGCCCAUUUCAUAUGUGAAAGCCACAACAAGUCUGGAAGCAUUACAUAUCAGUGGAUACAGCAUCAUCUCAUCAACAAUUCCUACGAAAAUGAGACUGGAACUCCAUAUAUUUCCAUACUUAAGACAGAAAACUCUCCUAAGCAGCCAUCCGAGCUUUUCCUGGAAAAUGUGACAAAGAGUCAUGAAGGCUGGUAUACCUGCUCUGCCAGAAAUUCACUUGGCUACCAUCAUGAAAGUGCUUACCUCCAUGUGUUAGAUCAGGAUGACAUAUUGAAGUCUGGCGUACCUCGUGAAGGCAGUGCUCACCAAAACAGAUUUGGCAACAGCCCUUUCCUUUUGAUUAUAGGUCUUAUUGCAGGUGCUUUGGUUCUGAUCAUUGUUGUGACUGUGGCAGUGGUCAUCUUCAGGUACAAACACAAGCAGCAGGCCAUCAAGUAUCAAGUCUCCCACACAAAGGAGCCUGUUGUUUCUCGGCCAUUGAUGCCAAAGCCUCGCCGCGGCUGUACAGCUUAUCCUCCACCACCUCCUCCUGUUUAUGUGCCCUUUGACGCAGAAUGGGAGUUCCCUCGGAAUAGGCUUACUUUCCUGGGUACAGUUGGAGAAGGUGCAUUUGGUGUAGUGAAGCAGGCUACAGCUUACGGCAUUGGUAAAGUACCAAAAGCCAGCACUGUAGCAGUGAAAAUGCUCAAAGACAGUGCAUCCCGAACUGAGCAGAUGGACUUUAUCCAAGAGCUUGAGGUGAUGAAACAGGUCAAAAAGAUGGGCAGCCAUAUCAACAUUGUAAAUUUCUUGGGCUGCAGUACACGCAAUGGCCCAUUGUUGCUGAUCGUGGAAUAUGCUAAAAAUGGCAACUUGCGAGACUUUCUAGAAACCUGCAGGGAUGGCAUCAAUGGCUAUGGCAGAUAUGUUUCUCCUGAUGAUCCUGCUUGGUUCACAAAGACGCCUGGGGGUCAAGUGAUCAGUCGCAAGAAUCUCAUAUCGUUUGCCUUCCAGGUGUCUCGUGGCAUGGAAUUUUUGUCAUCAAAAAAGUGUAUCCAUCGGGAUCUGGCGGCUCGCAAUAUUUUGGUUACCGAGGACUUUAUUUUGAAAAUUGCUGACUUUGGACUUACCAGAAAUGGUGAAUACUACAAGAAAAGAUCAAGUGGCCGAUUGCCUGUAAAAUGGAUGGCUCCAGAAGCAUUGUUUGAUAUGCGAUUCACCAUGAAGAGUGAUGUGUGGUCCUUUGGAGUGUUGCUUUGGGAGAUCUUCUCCUUGGGUGGUAUGCCAUACCCAACUAUCCCACAUGAAGAGCUGUAUAGCAAAAUAACAGAAGGUUAUCGAAUGCCUUGCCCAGAACUGGCAACAGAAAACAUAUAUGCCAUAAUGGUGAGAUGCUGGGACAAGCAACCUAACGAACGCCCUGACUUUUCUCAGCUGGUAUUGCAGCUGGACAGGCAGCUUAUGUGUUCUCUGAGUGAUGAGGCUUAUGUUGACAUGAGUCAAAUUGCCGUCUGAAUUCUGCAACUUAACUCAAGCAAAUCGGAUGGAUCUGCAACUGCAGUAAACCUGCUAGAAACUUGUAGCCCGGCACACCACAUAACACUUUAACUAAAAAGUAGCAACGUAAAAGAGUAAACGCAGCAGAUAAGUUAGAUAAUCUGAAGUUCUCUAAUUCAUUUUUGUAACACGUAAGCCAUUUAACUAAACUACUAGUGAGUUGUGGUUCUUUCAUAAGUUUAUACUUUCAAAUUAGGAUUUUGGCAGUUCUGAAUGGAAGGAUUAUUGUUAUUCAAGAAAUUGAUGACCAGAACAGAAACUUAAGUCAAUCUGUUGAAAACAAGAAAGGAGUUUGGAGAUGUAUCUGUUUAAGCAAGGUCAAAGAGUACCUGAUUGAUAGGGGUUAAACAGGGGAGUGAAUUCUAUGACCGGCAAGCACUGAAUUGUGAUGACAUGUUUCUUUAAAGUAUAUAAAAAGUUCUUGUACAAAAUACCCUAUAUUCCUGAAAGCUGUACAUUUUGUAUUUUUACAGUAAAUCCGCGUAUAAUACUGGGGGAGACUGUGAUAAGUACAAUAAGGUGAUCUUAUUGUGAAGUAAUGGCAUUUGUAUGGCUGGGUUUCCCAAGUAACAAAGGAAUGUAGUAAUAAGAAAAUAUGUAUUUCUGAUUUACUUUGUUAUAUGCAUAGUCUUCUUACUUUGAUGCACUGUUUUCCAGAAGAUGAAAAUAUUGCUCAAAAGAAUUAUGACAAAGUCUUACCACAAAGUGUUCUGUUUCAUAAAAGUACCACUGUACCACCACAGAUUUUCUAAGGUCUGAUGCCCUGGUGUUUUAUUGCCCACAGGUUGCCAUCUGUGUUCUUAAAUUUUAUAAAAAGUUUCUCCAAGGUGCUGUGAUUUUUUUUUUUAAUUACCAAUUCACAUCACUUUUGUCCUGAUAAUUUAUCUACUAAGCUGCACAGUCGAUAUUUAAAAAUUUAUUUAAAAGCAUACCAGAGAUGUUUAGAUUUUUAUACUAACUAUAAUUUAAACAUGAUUUGAUGCUAAGAUUUCAUAACAAGUUUCUUAUUUUUAAAGUAUUACCACAGGUGUUCUUAUGUAUAAAUAUAUGUAACAUCCCAUGUUGUUUGCUGAUCUCUACAAAUAUUGGGUUGGUGUAUUGUCAAACAAAUUUCCAUACAUGUUUUAUUGUCAAACAUAUUACUAUAGGUUUUCAGGUGUAAUCUAUAUCACCAUAAGUGUUCUACUGCAUAAGCAUCACCAUAAGUGUUCUGCUGUUUCACCGACAGCUUACCAAAGUAUCUACUGCCAAAGACUGCAUAACCUCUGUGUUUCGCUCAUUAUCUUGUGCCUACAAAAACAAAACUUUAUUUGUUAUUUUGACUAUCCAUCAUGGCACUAGAGUCUUCAACCACUAAAUUUGACUCUUCUUUUUUGUGUGUACCUCCAUAUUGUGAUUUGUCUAUUAAUAACAAAAUAUUGCAUUAAUACAGUAUUGUCCUUUAAAAUAACUAAUCCCUUCUGUAUAAUAGCUUAAAGUUCUUUGACUUCAAAGAACAUUAAGCAGUAAAGCAAAAUGAUCCUGGGAGAGGCCAAAGGAGUGCUAAGAAAAGGAGAAAAACUUUUCAUUGUUCUUUGAAGCCUGUAGGAAAUUACUGGGUUCAUAUAGAAACUGUUCGUAGCAGAAGAUUGCUUUGGAACAAUUUGUGGACCUAACAUCACGAAUAAGUAGGAUUGUGCUAGAAAGCACAUGUUUACAUGAAAGAAUGCCUAUUGUAAGUGCCAUAUACUAGCGAAGCUUCAUCUUACAAAAAUAGUUGGCCAUUCCUAUCACAUUAUUCAUGUUCUGUGACAGGCAAAGGCAUCGAUGAGCAAACUGUUUCACAUGAGUUUCAAUAUGCAUGUUUAAUAGAUAUAAACAUUUGCCAAACAUAUCAAAACACUUGGUAUUGUGUUUGACUGUUAACAGUGUGAAUAGUUUUAUUUUUUUUUUACCCAAGACUACCAAUGUCUUGCUUUCUCAUUAUCAUUGAUACCACACCCCUGUGUUCAAUGUAAAGUACAUUUUUUUUGUUUUGUAAAUGAUCUAGCUUGAACCUACAUCCUUUUUGUUUUUGAGUUCUUGUACAUUCAAAAUGUUCAGAAACAGAUGUGUUCAUUUUAAAAAAGUAUUUUUCAUAUAUUGUUUUGUCCUAUUUUAAACUUUCUAUGCAAAUGUUUUCUAAUGAUGUAUAGUGUGUGCACAUUAUACAGUUUGCUGGAGUCUUAAAUUUCGUAAUAACUGUUACACACCCAUAUGCAGACACAUACACCUGUGUGGUGUUUGUCAGUCCAUUAACGGGGAACAAAAACAAGAUGCCCCCAGUUCCCCAAGGUACUUGAUUACAAACCAAAAGAUUCCUUAAAAGAAUUGCAUUUGCAGUCCUCUUACAAAAAAGUGUCCAAUGUCUGUGGUUAGUAUGGUUUGCACUUAUAACUCUGCACCCUACCUCACAUGUUCCCAGCCCCACUUCUAUGCCUCCCCUAACUUCGGUCCAAACCCUAAACCCCACCCAAAAUUGAGACCCAAAGCAUAAAACAAAUUUACCACUUGUCAAGUGUUCAAUAGUUUAUGCAUGUACACAAAAAUGGCAGCUAUAAAUGAUAUCCAAGUGCUUUUUACCCCCACAUACAAAAAGAAUAUGCACUACUCAGCAUGGAAAUACUAUUCCAGUAUCUUAAAUAAUCCAGAUGUAAAAGUGUUACAUGUGCAACGAAGUUAUUAGCUAAAUACUGUUCUGUUCAUUGUGUAGUGAGAUGUUGCAUUAUGCGAAUACAAAGUUCUCAAUGUUUUGAUUUUAUAAUUUCCUACUUUUUGAGAAUGCUUCAAACUGCCCUGUUGAAAAGAAAUUUAAAAAUCCAGGUCCCAGAAAAUAUGUUAAUAGAUUUAACUUUGAUGAGACAAAAUUAUCAUGCCAGUGCUGAGAAUUUUAGUCUAGGGGUAUCAAGUUAAUAUUACUUGAAUGUCCUUGUUUUUUGGGGUUUUUUUUUCCUAUGCUAACAGUUGUUUUUAUUUUUGACUUGGGCUUCCAUGUUCAGAAAGCCUUCUUUCAUUCAGUUUAAUUGAAAUUGCUUUUACAUCCCAGAUAAUAUGUUUCAUCAGUUUAUUCUAUUCACAAACAAUAUAUUGUGCAAUUAUUUACUGAUCUUUUCAAGUACUUGUGUUCUUCUAUCACCAAAAUGUUUGAGUGAUUAGAAAAAAUGGAUUUCUUUUUCUUUGGCCAUGGAGAUUUUGUAUGCAUUGAGCAUUGACAUGUUUUAGUGGGAUGCUUUGUUUUUGGGUUUUUUUUUAAUACCAUCACCGCCAUGAGACUAAAAUUAAUGUAAGCAGUGGUAUUUUUUUCCUCAGGCCUUUUAAGAAGCUGAUAAAAAUUUACUUUGUAUAAAAACAAAAAUAUAUAUGGAGAAUUAGUGAGGCUCUGAAAUGUUAUUUGACUGCAAAUUGGAAUUUUGUUCUCUCCUCAGACGCUUGCUCCAACAGGUGAUAGGAAAAGAUUACUGACCACCCAGUAGUGAAUGGUGGGUACCUGUUAACUUGAAAGACAAAACUUUGCAUGCUUGUACAUUUAAAAGCAGGGGAAAAGUUGAAGCCAUCAAGAAUUCUGCUGAUUUUAGAACAAGUGAUUUUUGAGAGUUUGGGGUAGUUUUUUUAUUUCUGUUUAAUACUUUCAUUCAUUUAAUGUUAAAAAGCUGUAAAAAAAUUAUAGCUUUAAUACCUUUUGUUUAAUGAUUGAAAUAUCACUGCCGUCCUGAAACAGAAAUAAAAAUUUGUUUGAUGUA
Molecule: messenger RNA, 6415 nt
Organism: Pomacea canaliculata
Lineage: Eukaryota; Metazoa; Mollusca; Gastropoda; Architaenioglossa; Ampullariidae
Product: fibroblast growth factor receptor 4-like
Exons: 16
Coding region: 627-2615 (662 amino acids)
Biological process (GO): positive regulation of kinase activity; protein phosphorylation; multicellular organism development
Cellular component (GO): signaling receptor complex
Molecular function (GO): transmembrane receptor protein tyrosine kinase activity; ATP binding
Source: RefSeq, a predicted model, not a curated record